UCAGUCCACUGCGUUUCUCUCUCCUAGUUUCUCUCUCUAAAAAAAAUUGCUUAAUCCAAAUUUCUUUUGCAAUAAACGAAAUUUCUCAAAUUCGUUUGCAACAAAAUUGAAUUCGUCAUCUUACUGUCACACUUCAUCAUUUCCACUUGUGUAAAUUAUGUGCAGAGAUUGUUAAUUAUAUAAUGUUAUUACAAUUCUGUAAUUAUUGAGCUUCGAGCCUCUCUGCGCACCUGAUUGUGUCGUUUUGAGCGUUUUGAUCGUGCCCAUUGUGGCUGAUUAUUGAAUUUAUUGAUUGCAGCUUUUGAUUUUUGUGAAGCAUUUGCGGAAUUUGGAAUUUGGUUAGGUUAGGUUAGGUUGAGUUGGAGAAUUACGGGAUCUGUGGUGAAAUUGAGGCGAAUUUUGAGAAUCUAUGUGUUUUUGUUAGUAUUAGUAAUCAACGGUUUGGAUCCAAUCGGGGUAAAAACAGCGCCAUCUGAUGGCGCUGUUCAGACGGUUUUUCUACCGGAAACCACCGGAUCGCCUUCUCGAGAUCUCCGAAAGAGUUUACGUUUUUGAUUGUUGCUUCUCCACGGAUGUGUUGGAAGAAGAUGAAUAUAAAGUGUAUAUGGGUGGCAUUGUGGCGCAGCUUCAGGAUCAUUUUCCUGAAGCUUCUUUCAUGGUGUUUAACUUCAGAGAAGGGGAAAGACGGAGCCAAAUUUCGGACAUUUUAUCGCAAUAUGAUAUGACGGUUAUGGACUAUCCGCGCCAAUAUGAAGGGUGUCCUAUGCUUCCGUUAGAGAUGAUUCAUCACUUUCUUCGAUCUAGUGAGAGUUGGCUGUCUUUAGAAGGGCAACAAAAUGUGUUGUUAAUGCAUUGUGAAAGAGGAGGAUGGCCUGUUCUUGCUUUCAUGCUUGCGGGUCUUUUGUUGUACAGGAAACAGUACACUGGAGAGCUAAAGACUCUUGAAAUGGUCUAUAAGCAAGCCCCAAGAGAAUUGUUGCACCUUUUAUCUCCUUUAAAUCCACAACCUUCUCAACUAAGAUAUCUCCAGUACAUUUCUAGAAGAAACCUUGGUUCUGAUUGGCCUCCAGCUGAUACUCCGUUAGUUUUAGAUUGCUUGAUGUUUAGAUCACUUCCAUUGUUUGAGGGAGGGAAAGGUUGCAGGCCAGUUGUACGGGUUUAUGGCCAGGAUUCUUCGAAACCAGCUAACAGAACUUCUAAGCUUCUGUUCUCUACUUCAAAGACUAAAAAGCAUGUUCGGCACUACCUUCAGGAAGAAUGUAUGCUGGUAAAAAUAGAUGUCCGCUGCCGUGUCCAAGGCGAUGUGGUUCUUGAAUGCAUCCAUUUAGAUGAAGAUCUUAUUCGGGAAGAGAUGAUUUUCAGAGUUAUGUUUCAUACGGCAUUUGUUAGGGCAAAUAUAUUGAUGCUUAGUCGAGAUGAAAUUGAUGCUAUGUGGGAUGCCAAGGACCAGUUUCCCAAGGACUUUAAGGCAGAGGUACUGUUUGCGGAUGGUAAUGCUGCUGUUGUUCCUAAUGUCAACACCAUCGUCUCGAAUGAAGAUGGGAAUGAGCUAGACUUUGGUUCACCAGAGGAAUUUUUUGAGGCUGAAGAGAUAUUUAGCAAUGCAAUGGAUGCACAUGAAGCAAAAGGGGACUAUAAUACUCAAGCAGAUCAUGGUAACAUAUCUGUUGAUGUAGAGCACAAAGAAGUCUUUAAAGAUACUAUUACGGAUGUAAAUCAGAAAGAGGAUGAGAAGACAGAUUAUGAUAUUGAUGCAGUGAAGGACAUAGCUGUAGAUGAUGUGAAGUACAAGGUGGAUAAGAAAGCGGAUCCUGAUCUUCAAACUGUGAAAGACAUAGCUGUGGAUAAUGGGGAGAAUUCCAUAGUUAUUGCUGUUGAUUAUUCGGCAAAUAAAGACAUAAAGGAAGUGGCGGAAGAUGUGAGUGGGGAAUUUGAAGAGAUGGAAGAUAAAGCUAUUGGGUUAGACAACAGUGCUAUAUCAUCAGAAUCUGUACUUUUCUCGCCAAAUAAAGAAAUCAAGGAAGUGGCAGAAAAUGUGAGUGAAUUCAGAAGGAUGGAAGAUGAAGAUGAUUAUGAAAAUGAUAAUACGAAGUUAUCACAAUCUAUGCUUCCUCAGCUAAAGUUAACUGUUGAUGUUGGAAAGCAGAUAUUUGAGAAGGUAAUACCACCGUCUCCUAGGAGACAACCUUCUUUGAAUAGAAAAACUGCUGCAGAUUCAACUGUUGUGAAACAAAAAAUGAAACAACUUGAGCCUAUGGGAGCAAAUGGAGAACAAGCAAGGCCAAAUACUGUACCUCGUUGGGUUCCCCCCAAUAAAGUCCCUUUUACCAAUUCAAAUCUUGUAGCUCGGCCACCAUCUAGAUAUAAUAGUGCACCUCCUGCUCUUGCUUUCUGUGUUUCUCCAAAAGAUUCUAAUGCCAGUUCUCUUGGGACGGCAACUGAUCCUACCACCGUUGCAGAUUCAGCCCCAGGCAAGGUUGCUUCCUAUCCAGUUAAGUCACCAACUUCUUUUAGCCCCCCAAAUGUGCCUUCUUGUGCACCUCCACCCCCACCUCCACCCCCACCUCAUUCUAGCAGUGUUUUGCCACACAAGAUUCUGGCGAAAGCACCUCCACCUCCACCUCCUCCCCCUCCCCCUCCAACCCCACCCUCUCAUACAUCAUUUAAUGAGCAGAGUGUUGAGAUGGUUCCACACUAUGCAUCUCCUCCUCCCCCUCCUCCUCCAUUAAGCAGGCAGAAUUUUGGGAUAUCAUCACCUGCACCUUCUGCAACGCCUUGGAAGUUUGUGUAUGCUUCGACUACCCCUACUUCAAUUUCAAGUGUUCCGCCACCUCCUCCUCCUCCACCUGUUAAUGCAUCAAUUAUUCCAAAGGUUGGUGGUGUUGUAAUUCCUAAUCCACCUCCAUUUCCACCUAUGGGCAGUACUAUACCUCCCCCUCCUCCUCCACCGCCACUUCCUUCACGAGGAACUCCAUCUCCCCCGCCACCUCCCCCGCCACCACCUUUUUAUGGAGCUCCACCCCCACCUCCACCUCCACCUCCUCCUCCAAGUGGCAUUCCUUUUCCACCACCACCUCCUCUCCGUGGAACCCCACCGCCUCCACCACCUCCUCCAGGACGUGGAGCCCCUCCGCCUCCACCUCCUCCUCCUCCCGGACGUGGAGCCCCUCCGCCACCACCGCCUCCUCCCGGACGUGGAGCCCCUCCGCCACCACCGCCUCCUCCCGGACGUGGAGCCCCUCCGCCACCACCGCCUCCUCCCGGACGUGGAGGCCCUCCGCCACCACCGCCUCCUCCCGGACGUGGAGGCCCUCCGCCACCACCGCCUCCUCCCGGGCAUGGAGGCCCUCCGCCACCACCGCCUCCUCCCGGGCGUGGAGCACCACCCCCACCUCCGCCUCCAGGACGUGGAGCGCCACCACCACCACCACCACCUGGACGCGGGGGAGGCCCACCUCCUCCACCUCCUCCUGGAGGCCGCAUUCCUGGUCCUCCUGCUCCACCAAGACCUCCAGGUGCUGGAGCCCCUCCACCUCCACCAUUAGGUGCUAAAGGAGCUGCAACUGAUACAAGAGGCCUAGCUUCUGGAAGAGGACGAGGAUAUGUACGCCCUCCUGGGAUGGGUCCUACUGCUACAGCACCAAGAAGAUCUUCAUUAAAACCUCUGCAUUGGAGUAAGGUAACAAGGGCAAUACAAGGAAGUUUAUGGGAGGAGCUGCAAAGACACGGGGAGCCUCAAAUCGCGCCUGAAUUUGAUGUGUCAGAGUUAGAGUCCCUUUUCUCUGCAGCAGUCCCAAAAGCUGCUGAUUCAGGUGGUAAAGCUGGAGGAAGACGCAAGUCUGUUGGAUCUAAAGCUGACAAAGUUACCCUGGUUGACCUGAGGAGGGCCAAUAACACUGAAAUUAUGCUUACAAAAGUUAAGAUGCCAUUGUCCGACAUGAUGGCUGCCGUCCUAGCAAUGGAUGAGUCAGUAUUAGAUUCCGAUCAAGUGGAAAAUCUUAUAAAGUUCUGCCCUACUAAGGAGGAGAUGGAACUACUCAAGGGCUACACUGGCGACAAGGAGACUCUGGGAAAGUGUGAACAGUAUUUUCUGGAGCUGAUGAAAGUGCCCCGUGUUGAGUCAAAAUUGAGAAUUUUUUCUUUCAAGAUUCAAUUCCGCUCUCAGAUAUCAGAAUUCAAGAAGAGCUUAAACACAGUAAACUCUGCAUGUGAAGAGGUUCGGAAUUCCAUAAAGUUGAAGGAAAUUAUGAAAAGGAUUCUUUUUUUAGGGAAUACGUUGAAUUAUGGAACUGCCAGGGGUUCAGCCGUUGGGUUUAAGUUGGACAGUCUUUUGAAACUUGCUGAUACCCGAGCUUCCAAUAGCAAGAUGACACUUUUGCAUUUCAUUUGCAAGUCGCUUGCAGGCAGAUCAUCAGAUCUUCUAGAUUUUCACCGCGACCUUGUUAGCUUGGAAGCUGCAUCUAAGAUACAACUGAAAUCUUUAGCAGAAGAAAUGCAAGCUAUAAUCAAGGGAUUAGAAAAGGUAAAGCAGGAACUGGUAUUAUCAGAAAACGAUGGUCCUGUCUCUGAAGUUUUCCGCAAGACACUGAAAGAAUUUGUUUCCAUUGCUGAGACGGACGUCAAAUCUGUAUCAAACAUAUAUUCUGUUGCGGGUAGACAUGCAGAUGCACUGGCACAAUAUUUUGGUGAGGAUCCUGCACGUUGUCCAUUUGAGCAAGUUACUGCGACUUUGCUAAAUUUUGUGAGAUUGUUCCGGAAAGCACACGACGAAAAUGUAAAACAGGCUGAAAUGGACAGGAAGAAAGCUGAAAAGGAGGCGGAGAUGGCAAAAGCAAAGGGGGGAAUAGAUCUUACUAGGAAGACCGUAAAAUAGCUGUACAUCUGUAUAUCGGUUUCUUCUGGUCCCCUGCAUAGCACUUUGAGCUCCCAAGCGCUACAGCAGCUCUGGCUGCAAUGGUUUUCAGUGAAUGGCGGCAAAGUUGCUGGUGAGGAUUGGUCAAAGUUUAUCCGAUCCUAACUUCAAAAUUUUCCAUUACAGCCUGAAAUAAGCCUCACGAAGUGAUAUAGGCUAGUUGGAAAAGCUGUUCCUCGGAGGCUUGUGGAGCUCAAUCGUGGAUAAGUUUCAAUUAAUCAGACAAUGAUCAACGAGUUCAACACGUCAGAUGUAAUGCAUCGCAUCAUAGCUCGGUUAUGAAUGCUGAUACAGCACAUUUCCCCGCUUGAUUUAUCAGGAUGAUGAAUCGCCUCACUCGCAUUAAUCAUACAACAAUUUCUUUGUAGAUUCAGGUUAUUACUAACUAGAGCAGCUGAUCGGUGACUUGAUUUGGUUUCCGGCGUCGACAUUGGUUCAGGGGAAUUUUUUUUGGAGAACCAGAGCGGAUGCCUUCAGAGUAAAUGUAAAACGCAAAGCUUCUCUGUACAUUCUCCGUACCAUGAAACCAUGUACAAAGCUCUAACCCUUCUCUAACAUUAGAUUCAAUUCUUUUCUUGUAACAUAUAGGCAGCAAUUGUAGUUUUUGCUCUGAGUUCCAAUUUUGACCUAACCCGUUCUUGAAGAUGUUGUAUAGAUGUUCAGGUUCAGAUAGAGUUAUUAGAAAAACGGGUUACAUUUAGUGUAAUUGUAUUAUAAUAAUGAAAAUAUAGGUUGCAGAUAGCAAAUUUCUCGUU
This is a messenger RNA of Mercurialis annua (annual mercury), 5667 nucleotides long. Its product is annotated as formin-like protein 20. The record is from RefSeq and is a predicted model, not a curated record. The coding region runs from base 476 to 4873 and encodes 1465 amino acids. NCBI's taxonomy places the organism in Eukaryota, Viridiplantae, Streptophyta, Magnoliopsida, Malpighiales, Euphorbiaceae. The transcript has 17 exons.